Molecule: messenger RNA, 2092 nt
Organism: Durotheca rogersii
Lineage: Eukaryota; Fungi; Ascomycota; Sordariomycetes; Xylariales; Xylariaceae
Product: adenylyltransferase
Exons: 1
Coding region: 391-1854 (487 amino acids)
Biological process (GO): tRNA wobble position uridine thiolation; protein urmylation
Cellular component (GO): cytoplasm; cytosol
Molecular function (GO): thiosulfate-cyanide sulfurtransferase activity; URM1 activating enzyme activity; adenylyltransferase activity
Source: RefSeq, a predicted model, not a curated record
GGUUGGCAAAGCCAGGGCGAAGGCUAAUAGCCUAGACUUCCGAACUAAGUACUAUUAUACGGUUGGUAGGCAUAUUCUAGAUGUGAGAGGGCGGAUAGUUGCAUACCAUCGAUUAACCUAUGCCUUUAUGGCCAUACCGCGAGACGCCGACGAAUCAAUGUGUCUCUUCCAAACUAUGCAACUAUUGAUUGUUACCCAAGGUACGUACGGGGCGUGUAGGCACUACGUACCUUGCAGUAUAUUUAUGUCUGAUGACUCUCGGCCAUUGCACAACGCGAUGCUACCACUCGUCAUCUGGGAGCAUUAUCCGCCAAGCCUCUCGACGCCGUCCCAGCGACCUCAUGACUCUCGAGUGACACCAUACCUCUUCGGUGCGACGAGGGAGCGACUAUGGAUCCGAUAGCGAGCCAAGCCGAGCAGCUACGCCGGCGCAUCUCGCAAGCCGAGCGAGAACUCCGGGACCUGCACCGGCAGCUCGACGAGCUCGAGGCGCCGGCUCGGGAUCCGCCCGCGCACCAAGACGCGCCAGACCCCGCCGCCGCCGCCGCUGCGCGGCCCGAGUGGAAGUGGCCUCUCAGCGAGGAGGAGUACGUCCGGUACGGGCGGCAGCUGGUGCUGCCCGCGGUCGGGGUCGAGGGCCAGCUGCGGCUGCGGGCGGCGGCGGUGCUGGUCGUUGGCGCGGGGGGGCUGGGGUGCCCGGCGGCGGCGUACCUGGCGGGGGCGGGCGUGGGCGCGCUCGGCGUCGUCGACGGCGACACCGUCGAGGCGUCGAACCUGCACCGCCAGAUCGCGCACGGCGCCGCCGGCGUCGGCGCCGCCAAGGCCGACAGCCUCGUCGCCUACUGCCGCGCGCUCAACCCGCUCGUCGCCUACGCCUCCCACCGCGGCCACCUCACGCCCGAGAACGCCGAGGCCGUCGUCUCGCCCUACGACCUCGUCCUCGACUGCACCGACCACCCCACCUCGCGCUACCUCAUCUCCGACAUCUGCGUCCUGCUGCGCAAGCCCCUCGUGUCCGCCUCCGCGCUGCGGACCGACGGCCAGCUCAUCGUCCUCAACAACCCGCCCGCCCCGCAGGGCGAGCCGGCCGGCGGGCCCUGCUACCGCUGCGUCUUCCCGAAGCCGCCCCCCGCCGACGGCGUGCUCAGCUGCGGCGAAGGCGGCAUCCUGGGGCCGGUCGUCGGCGUCAUGGGCGUGCUCCAAGCCCUGGAAGCCAUCAAGCUGAUCGUCGGCGGGGUGUGCGACCGCGCCAGCUCAGCCCCGCGAGAGCCAGCGGCGCCGCCGGGUCUGCUUCUCUUCUCUGCGACGGCCGCGGCGCCGUUCCGGUCGGUUCGCAUGAGAGGCCGGAGAUCCGACUGCUUCGCCUGCUCUGCCGGCUCGAGCUUGACUCUGGGGGGGCUACGGUCGGGCUCGUUGGAUUACGUCCAGUUCUGCGGGGUAGCGGCGCCCGUCAGCGUGCUGGCGCCCGAGGAGAGGAUCUCUGCUACGGAGUACAAUAACAUUUUGACAGAGCAGCCGGGCAGGAAACACCUAUUAUUAGACGUCCGCGAGAAAGAACAUUUCAAAAUUGCUAGUAUACCGGGAGCUAUCAACGUGCCAUAUUCAACCAUCCGGUUCCGCAACCGGGCAUCUACCCCUGAUAGCGAAAAGCCGCAGGUAGAAUACAUCCCCGAGUCUCUGCCGGCUAAUGCCGCCAUAUACGUCGUCUGUCGGGUAGGGAACGACUCUCAGCUAGCGACACGGCGAUUGAAAGAGUUGGGCCUGGGCAGAAACGGGGAACGAUUCAUAGGUGACAUCAAAGGCGGGAUGCAAGCUUGGAAACGCGAAGUUGACUAUACGAUGCCGUUUACAUGAUAAUUCUCACAUACUCGCGCCCCUACAGUGAUGCGGUUCUGUACUUCGACGCCAGUGCGGGGAAGAGGUGAUUGCAUUCCGAAUCCAUCCCAAUUCCUGUUUCUGUUGGUACAUUAUAGGGGGAGUGACCCUUAACGCCAAUCCGUUGAUAUCUGCAACUGUUUUUUUUUACGGUGGGAUGUACUCUCUCAAUAUCAGGACAUGAAAACUCGUAAGGGGGUUUGUAAAUUCUCUUCAC